UAUUCGAAAAAAUCUUUUCCGUUAUUUCGUUUGCUUUCUAGGUAACCAAACAUGUCGGAAGAGGCUUUCUUCGAUGCCGCGUGGGAAAGCUGGGAGUAAAUUAAUUAGCUGAUAUAUGAUGGUGGUCACUCUCAACUCGCGAGUAACCAACUACCGAAAACAGAGAGAUCUCUUAGAUUAAUGUUCAGGCCUGUUAUGCUCACAAACUCGGUCCUCAUUUUUUGAGAGAGAGGUAGAAUUCUCGGCGUCCCUUUUAAUGGCGCGUUUACCUUUGCUUGCACUCUCUACGAUUAUCAUUUCCGCUUCGCUACUCAACCUCGCUCUCUCGAAAACCCUCAAACGGGAUGUGAAAGCACUGAAUGAAAUCAAGGCGUCUCUGGGGUGGAGGGUGGUGUACGCGUGGGUGGGAGACGAUCCUUGUGGAGACGGCGAUCUACCGCCCUGGUCCGGGGUCACCUGCUCCACUCAAGGCGAUUACAGAGUGGUCACUGAAUUGGAGGUUUACGCGGUGUCGAUUGUGGGGCCUUUUCCUACUGCUGUGACCAAUCUGUUGGAUCUCACUAGGCUGGAUCUCCACAAUAACAAGUUGACAGGACCAAUUCCUCCUCAGAUCGGACGGUUGAAGCGGCUCAAAAUACUUAAUCUGAGGUGGAAUAAACUGCAAGAUGCCAUACCUCCUGAAAUUGGUGAAUUGAGGAGUCUAACUCAUCUAUAUUUAAGCUUCAAUAACUUCAAAGGUGAAAUUCCUAGGGAGCUUGCAAACCUUCCAGAGCUUCGCUAUCUCUAUCUGCAGGUUAAUCGUUUGAUUGGACGAAUUCCUCCAGAAUUGGGAACUCUACAAAAUCUUCGGCACCUGGAUGUUGGCAACAAUCAUCUUGUGGGUACUAUAAGGGAACUCAUACGCAUUGAGGGGUGCUUUCCAGCUCUUCGCAACCUAUAUCUAAAUAAUAAUUAUUUAACGGGAGGAAUACCUGCACAGCUUUCAAACUUGUCCGACUUGGAAAUCUUGUACCUCUCCUACAAUAAAAUGUCUGGAGUAAUACCAUCAGGACUCGCUCAUAUUCCUAAACUGACUUACUUGUACUUGGAUCACAACCAAUUUACGGGGAGAAUUCCUGAUGCUUUCUAUAAACACCCAUUCUUGAAAGAAAUGUACAUUGAAGGAAAUGCAUUCCGCCCAGGCGUAAACCCAAUAGGUUUUCACAAAGUCCUUGAGGUUUCUGACAUUGAGUUCAUCGUUUAGUUAAGGCAACAACUUAUUCUUUACUAAGAUUAGAUACCGUAUAUGUAUUGCCUGAAUGAAAGGUCCAUUUAAUUCUCUGAUUGAAAUGGGAAAUUUAAUUUUUGCUCA
This is a messenger RNA of Carya illinoinensis, 1351 nucleotides long. Its product is annotated as probable leucine-rich repeat receptor-like protein kinase At1g35710. Bases 257 to 1243 code for a protein of 328 amino acids. Gene Ontology annotation, molecular function: protein binding. Lineage: Eukaryota; Viridiplantae; Streptophyta; Magnoliopsida; Fagales; Juglandaceae. The transcript is spliced from 11 exons. The record is from RefSeq and is a predicted model, not a curated record.